AUGGGCUUCAAUGAGAUAAUGCCACGGCUACCGAGCCCCUCCAGCCGCCUUUUCGCUAACGGGUUUUUCUCCAUCGACAAGGCUCUCGUCUGGGUGCUGUGGGCGGCCGCGCUGGGGAUGACCGUCUUCCGGGGCAGUUUCCAAUGGAUCCUCCAGCGGCGGCUGUACGCGGACGACUACCUCAUCAUUGCGGGCCUCGCCACGCUGACGGCGUUAUCCGUCGUCAUCACGGCCAUGCUGCCGCAAUUCUACCUCGCCGGCGAGUACACCAAGGUCGCUGCCAAGGACCCCUUGGCGCCGCUGCCGCUGCCGCCCGACGAGUUCGUCGCGAGGACGAUUGCAGCCCUCAAGUUGAUGUUUUCGCAGAUGCUGCUGUUCUGGACCACUCUUUGGGCGGCAAAGUUCUCCAUCCUCUUCUUCGUUAGGCGGCUCAUCACCGGACUACCGAGAUACAUCCGCGCUUGGUGGGCGUGCUUCGUCGCCGUCCUGCUGCUGUACUUGGCCUGCAUUUUGUCCAACUUCUUGACGUGCGCGCCGUUGACCAAAUACUGGAGUGCAACCGGGUGUAGCGCGCCGGAGGAUCUUGUGCGCGCCGAUGCGUCCAUCAGGUUCGCGACUGGCGCCGAUAUUGCCGCGGAUUUAUUGAUCAUGGUCCUGCCCCUCAACCUGCUGCGCAAGCUCACCAUCUCGCGGUCCCACAAGCUCGGCCUCACCGUCCUCUUCUCCCUCGGCGGCGUCAUCGUCGCCUUCGCCAUCGCGCGCCUCGUACAGGUCACCAAGGCCACGGGCGACGCGGCCAAGGACCCCACGACCGUGGCCAACGGGCCGGUGCUUCUCAGCAUGUGGAGCCACAUCGAGUCCUCCGUCAGUGUCAUCGUCGCGACGCUGCCGGCCUUCCGCUUUCUCUUCAGCAAGAACAGAGAUAUGGCGAGGAAGACAACGAACAAAUACGCCAGCCCGAUGAUCGGCGGCCCCGGCGGCGUGUCCCUGCGGUCGAUGAGGCGGCAGAAGGGCGCGGUCCGGUUGGACGGCAGGGACAGCGAUAUGACCAUCUCGGCGCAGGGCAGUGAGACGGAACUGCGGCCGUUCAGAGGUAUCGAAAAGAAAGUUGUGUUCGAGGUUGAGCACUUGCCACAAGAGUCGAGUUUGGGGGAAACGAAGCGCAGGACACAGGAGCCGUUUGCCUGA
Messenger RNA from Colletotrichum graminicola M1.001, 1188 nucleotides. RefSeq lists its product as uncharacterized. Bases 1 to 1188 code for a protein of 395 amino acids. The record is from RefSeq and is a predicted model, not a curated record. Lineage: Eukaryota; Fungi; Ascomycota; Sordariomycetes; Glomerellales; Glomerellaceae. The transcript is spliced from 5 exons.